This is a messenger RNA of Auxenochlorella protothecoides, 1236 nucleotides long. RefSeq names its product Alpha-1,3-mannosyl-glycoprotein 4-beta-N-acetylglucosaminyltransferase C. Bases 1 to 1236 code for a protein of 411 amino acids. The transcript is spliced from 9 exons. NCBI's taxonomy places the organism in Eukaryota, Viridiplantae, Chlorophyta, Trebouxiophyceae, Chlorellales, Chlorellaceae. The record is from RefSeq and is a predicted model, not a curated record.
AUGGGCACCAUGCGACUGCGCCACACCUUCCAGCACGACCCCGACUCCCAGCAGCUGGUGGGGAGGCUGAUGCUGGGCACGAAGCGGCGACCCUACCCCCUGCCAUGCCAGGCUCAUGUUGGGCGGGCCAGCAUCCUGGGUAGGCACGGCACUUCUGAGCAGGCCCGCCGGCACCCCGCCGCUUCAGGUGGCCGAGAGGAGUGCGAGCUCACGCUGGCCUACGUGGCCGACGAGGACCAUGCCGCGGGCGAGACGUGCCCCCUGUAUAGGAGUGGGCUGGCCUUUGGCCGGCAGUUCGGGCCCGGGCGCCAGACUGGAACCAAGUACCUCCAGCGCACCUUGGAGACCCUGCUGGACGAGCUGCCUGGCGGGGAGGAGGACCUGUGGCGAAACGAGGUGUCGGUGCUGGUGAUGAAUAAUGCGCCUGGGGAGCACGCGGAGUUUGAGGAGCUGCGCCGCCGGGCCGCCACGGGCACCGACCGCUUCUCCCUGAAAGCGCGGCACUACGUCACCUGGCUGAACAACCCCGGCCUCGUCGCCGACCCCACCCCCGACGCCGCCGACCCGGACGACCUGCACAACCCCGACGACCGCCCGGGCAGGCAGGUGAGGAAGCAGACCUGCGACCUCAUCGCUCUGCUGCGCCAUGCCGCCCCACUCUCCCGCUACUACUUCUUCAUGGAGGAUGACUUCGAGGUGUGCCCCUUUGCGCUGCGGGCCUUGCACACGGCGGCGGUGAAGGCCAAUGCGCAGCGGGAGUCCAAGGGGUGGGUGGCGCUCCGGGUCUCCUACGGCAUGAACGGCGUGCUGAUGCACAACGCCGACAUCCCCGACCUCGUGGAUUACCUCUGGCGACACGUGACGCGCAAGCCACCCGACCUGCUGUGGGCGGAGUGGGUUGCACUGCAGGCCAGGGCCCGACCACCCCGCCCCUAUGCCGUGUACAGGUACAACGUGCUGAACCACUUGGGAGCCAUCUCCAGCUUUGCCGUCCGCCCCGACCGCCCCGGCUGGCCCGGUUGCUGGGCACCCAUGUCCUCCGUGUGGAGCCUGGCCCUGUCUGAGCGGUACAACCGCCGGUGCCGGGACGUGUCGGACGUGUCGCCAUGCGCAACGCGGCCCAGGGGCAGGGCCUCCCUGCGCGACCAGAGAGGGCUGCCGCUGGAGCCGGAUGGUCUGGAGCCCUGGAUGAGCCACCAGGUAAACUGGACGGCACCGGUUCUGCCACGCACCUAA